UUGAUUAGGUGGAGUUGUGCUGCCAGCAACAACCCCUUUCACGAUCCACUGGUCUCCUUAUUAUAUUCUUCUUGCUUAAGCAUAAGCCAAGCCCAAAAGAAUCAUUUCUUGAAUAUUGAAUCAUAUCUUCCAUGGAUUUCCUUGCACUUGCCUUGAUUUCCAAACUCCUCCUUGCGAUGGUUGUUCUCCAAGUGGGAGCUGGGUUCGGGUUCACGUUCAACGGCUUCCGGUCGGUUAACUUGGAUCUCGAUGGGAUUGCGGAGUUCACCCCAAGUGGACUGCUUAGGCUGACCAACGAUACAAAGCAGAAGGCCGGCCAUGCAUUUUAUCCAGACCCCAUACCCUUCAAGAACUCAAGUGAAGGUUCCGCCUUCUCCUUCUCCACCACAUUCGUGUUCGCAAUCAUCUCGGAGUUCCCGAGGCUGAGUGGCCAUGGGAUUGCCUUCGUGGCCGCCCCACAGAGGGGCCUUCCAGGGGCCUUACCGAGCCAGUAUCUUGGUCUCUUUAAUGGGACCAAUGAUGGCAACGACACAAACCACGUGUUUGCGGUCGAGCUCGACACGAUACAGAGCACCGAGUUCCAGGACAUCAAUGAUAACCAUGUUGGAAUCGACAUCAAUGGGCUGACCUCGGCUAAUGCUACUCCGGCAGGGUAUUACCCCGAUGGUGGUGCUGGAAAAUUUGAGAACUUGACUCUGAUCAGUGGCCGAGCUAUGCAAGUUUGGGUAGACUAUGAUGGGACAAAUAAGCAAAUUGAUGUAACUUUAGCACCCUUCAAGGCUGCAAGACCGAGCACUCCACUCCUGUCCUUGUCACGCGAUCUCUCACCGAUCGUGAACAAGACCAUGUACGUGGGAUUCUCGUCCUCGACAGGCUCAGUCUUAACUUCCCAUUACAUUCUUGGCUGGAGCUUCCAGAUGAAUGGACAGGCACAGGGGCUUUCCCUGUCUAAGCUUCCUAAGCUUCCCCGAAUAGGAAAGAAGCCGACCUCUAAGCUGCUGACCAUCGGAGUGCCCGCUUUAUGCUUAUUUUUCGUGUCAGCGUUAAUCUCAGGAUUGGUUUAUUAUGUUAGAAGGAAAAGGAAGUAUGCAGAGGUUCUCGAAGACUGGGAGCUUGAUUACGGGCCACACCGGUUCAAGUACAAGGAUCUCUACAUCGCCACAAGGGGGUUUCGGGACCAGGAACUGCUUGGGUCUGGUGGUUUUGGGAGGGUCUAUAGAGGGAUAUUGCCCACUUCAAAGAUGGAGAUCGCCGUGAAGAGGGUGUCUCAUGAUUCAAGGCAAGGAAUCAGGGAAUUCGUGGCGGAGAUCGUUAGCAUUGGUCGGCUCCGGCACCGGAACAUAGUCACCCUCCUUGGUUACUGCCGGAGGAAGGGCGAGCUCCUCUUGGUAUAUGAUUACAUGCCAAACGGGAGCCUCGAAAAGUACCUCUUCAAUCAGCCUAAAGUCACCCUCAACUGGGCCCAAAGGUUUAGGGUCAUAAAAGGUGUGGCCGCUGGGCUCUUGUACCUCCAUGAAGGGUGGGAACAAGUCGUGAUCCACCGCGACAUUAAGGCAAAUAAUGUCCUUCUCGACGCUGAAAUGAAUGGGAGGUUGGGAGAUUUCGGGCUCGCAAGGCUGUAUGACCACGGGACCGAUCCUCAGACUACCCGUGUGGUGGGGACCCUUGGAUACCUCGCUCCUGAACAUACCAGGACAGGCAAGGCCACCAAGGCCACCGAUGUCUUUGCUUUCGGGGCUUUCCUCCUUGAGGUGGCAACUGGUAGGAGGCCGAUUGAGGCACGUGGAACCGAGGACGUGAUCUUGGUCGACUGGGUGUUCUCCUGCUGGAACAGAGGAGGGGAGAUUCUCGAGGCAAGGGACCCAAACUUGGGCGGAGAGUUCGUGGCCAAGGAAGUUGAACUGGUACUGAAGCUGGGCCUGAUGUGUUCACACUCAGAUCCCCAGGGCAGGCCGACGAUGCGGCAAGUGGUACACUACUUGGAUGGUGACAUGCUGAUAGAGGACCUAUCCUCGUCCCUUAGCAUCUCUUCAAGCGGAUUAAGGUUCGCUCAUCGAGAGGGGUUUGAUGAUUUUGCUAUGUCCUACCCGACUUCAAUGGACAAGGCAUUCUCGAUCUCGUCCACUGUUUCAGGUUCACUUCUCUCAGGUGGAAGAUGAUUGGCCUUCGAUAUAUUUAUUUUAUGUGAAGGUUUUUGGGUUUGUCUAUACAAUAGCUACUGUGCACUCCGAAGAUUUGCAUGAUUUUCUCGUGCAGCUGAAUAGCUAAUGUCUCAUGUUAGCAACAAUAAUAUUGCAUGUCGGUUUGCUUAUGUUAA
This is a messenger RNA of Punica granatum (pomegranate), 2317 nucleotides long. NCBI's taxonomy places the organism in Eukaryota, Viridiplantae, Streptophyta, Magnoliopsida, Myrtales, Lythraceae. The record is from RefSeq and is a predicted model, not a curated record.